Truncatella angustata is the source of this 351-nucleotide messenger RNA. RefSeq lists its product as uncharacterized. The transcript is spliced from 3 exons. The record is from RefSeq and is a predicted model, not a curated record. Lineage: Eukaryota; Fungi; Ascomycota; Sordariomycetes; Amphisphaeriales; Sporocadaceae. Bases 1 to 351 code for a protein of 116 amino acids.
AUGGAGAUGGCCCAGCUUUUCGUUUUCGUCACCAUUUUUGCAGGUGGCUGGUGGCUGUGCCAUAAUAUAUGGUUAUUUCAGAACAGGCACGAAAACUACCCAUGCUCUCCCUGGAAGAUCACGAACAACAUUCCAUCCCUUCAUUGGUGGCCCACGGAAGUGCCUAGGAGGAAAUUUACUCUCAAGCUGGCAAAGUACACAACCUGUCGGCUGGUCCAAUGUUUCAGCGCCAUCACGUUGGAUAGUCCCAACAUUGAAGUUGAUUUUGACUGGCAGGGGGAGAUCAAGUACCAUAUCGGACUUACGAUGUCCCCGGAAGAUGGUCUUCUCGUCAGAAUGAAGACUACAUAA